UUAAGCCUUAAAGAAACUGUAAAUCUCUUAUAUAAAUUGGCUUACUGAAGGGAAAUCCAGUCACAGCUUCAGCUAGGCAAAACAUUGUGACAGACAAAAUGGUCUCUAGUGGUGCGAAAGUUCUUGUCCAAUGGCUACUGCUGGCCAUUUGCUUGAUGGCUCUGGUGGGCGGAGGCAGUGCUACUACCUUGUGCAAUAUUGACCCCAGCAAGCUCUUUGACUGCCUCCCUGCGGUGAGUGGCGAAUCACCGCCGCCGCCAAACGAGAGUUGCUGUUCUGUCAUUCACCACGCGAACUUGACCUGUUUGUGCGACUACAAGGCUGCCCUCCGUGCUCUUAAAAUCGACCCUGCACACGCCGUGGAACUGCCUAAGAAGUGUGGCCUCAACAAGCCGUGGAAAUGCAACGUGCUUUGAAGCACAUCUCAGGAUCGUCAGAUGCGCGCAAAUGUUUGUAUUUCGGCUUUUCGAGAAUUUUCGUUUUUGGAUCAGCAGCUGUUUUCUCUGCAUGAUUUGCAUUGUGUUCGUCUUUAUCGCUCACCUAAGUUUGCUGUUCAUUUGUCGUGUAAUUUCAUCAGUUUCUUUUCUUGGAAU
Messenger RNA from Morus notabilis, 593 nucleotides. RefSeq names its product putative lipid-transfer protein DIR1. The transcript is spliced from 2 exons. Gene Ontology annotation, biological process: systemic acquired resistance. NCBI's taxonomy places the organism in Eukaryota, Viridiplantae, Streptophyta, Magnoliopsida, Rosales, Moraceae. Bases 99 to 416 code for a protein of 105 amino acids. The record is from RefSeq and is a predicted model, not a curated record. Gene Ontology annotation, molecular function: fatty acid binding.